Molecule: messenger RNA, 1143 nt
Organism: Cyclocybe aegerita
Lineage: Eukaryota; Fungi; Basidiomycota; Agaricomycetes; Agaricales; Hemipholiotaceae
Source: the annotation of a GenBank genome assembly
AUGGAAAGCGAACUUCUCAUCGUCUGGCAGGUCGUAAACGAGCUGAGCGAGCAAUUAGCUCACAACCAAAAACUUGCAAAUUCUCUACAAUCCCAGGCUGGACUUCUGAAGGAACAAGCAACUCAAGCUACAGCAGGCUUCGCCUUGCGUCGUGUCAAUGCGGAUAUCUCGAAAGAAACCUUCGAAUCCGAACUCGAGAGGCUAAAUGCCCAAAUAAUCAUCGAAAACCAAACACUCCUCCAUGAAAAUAAGCAGCUGAGUCUUCUUUUGAAGGAGCAUGAGGCCACAAUGGACACGAUCAUGUCAAAGUUCCGCAAUCACGCACUCGCCGCUCAACAACAUGAACUGACGCUCACAAGACACUACGAGACAUUGCUUUCAUCCCGUGAAAAUCAAAAUCAUUCUUUGGACCUCACAACAAACCCCAAUAUGUACUUAUCGCUCCAACGAUUAGCUCACUACCUUCGUGGUCUCUUGAAGACCAUGGCUGGGGAGGACGCCGAUACGCACCAAAAUGUCGACCCGGACUUCGAUGGCUCUGGGUUUGGGGGGAUAGAUCUCGAAGAACUAUCGAAUCUACUUGACACAUUGGAAGAGAAACGCGCUGGCGGCUACGGCAGCCUUGAAGGUCGGCAGGACUGGGCGCUGGAACGUGAAUGCGAAAUUGCACGGCUAGAGAAGGAGAACAAGGAGUUGCGAAGAAUGCUGGGGAUUGAUGAGAAGACUAUGGCUGAGAAGGGGAUAACGCUGGACGCCGAGCGAAUAGAAAGUGGGCGCUACUCAGCAUUCCUCUCAAAUUCUUCGCGCAGAAGUCACAUACCUGAACAAUUCAGCGCUCGACCAUCUUACUGGGACAAUAGUGGGCAACCACCGACACCUUCACUUCAAAGACCAAUGGACCUACAGCCCGGCAUGAGAGUAGGCCCACAGGCAAGGAGACCGGGGAUAUUUGGCGGACAACUGACUGCGCCACGGGGUGCUUUCAUGGGUGGUCAAGGUCGAGGCAUGACGAUUGGCGUUGGCACACCAGGUGCUCAUGGUGCUCCAGUCUGGACAAAUCAACCUCCUUCGCCAGCCCCGUCACACAACGAGCGUCAAUGGCACCUACAAGGGGGAUCCUCUGGUUUGGAUUUGAAUCGGUAA